UAUUUGCACCAAAGAUUCAAGAAGGUGAAACUAUUAAUAUCUAUUUAGAUCUAAUAUAUGGACCUUUAGUAUCAGAUGAUGAGUUAAAAAAUAAUGAUAAUAGUGAUUCAAGUUUUACAAGCAAUAAUAAUGAUAUUUCAAUAGCAAAGACUCAAUGA
Cetraspora pellucida is the source of this 158-nucleotide messenger RNA. Lineage: Eukaryota; Fungi; Glomeromycota; Glomeromycetes; Diversisporales; Gigasporaceae. The record is from the annotation of a GenBank genome assembly.